CCUCCAGUGUGAAAAGCCCCGCCUACAUCGCGGACGCCGACACACGCGCCCUCGACUUAAUCGCAGCUUGAGCCUCGUUGAAGCCUCGCCGACCGCCUCGUCCGCCUACGAGUACGAAAGCCGAUUGGACCAGUCCAGCCACGCUACGAGAGAGCGCCACGGUCACAGUCUGCGGUAGCGUGAACCGCUCGAGCACCACCAUGUCACCCAGCAUCGAAGCAUCGUAUAGCAUAAUGAUCCCUCAAGGCUGCUCGCCUCCCACCUCCGCAUCAACGGGAGGAACCCUCCCACCUCAAGCAAGCAUGAGUGCUCCCCUCAAGCUGAGCCUCUCACAGACGCCAGGUAUUCCCCACUCAUCAAGGGAGACAGAAUCCGAAUUCCUGGGAGCGCUCGCAGAUGGCAUCGAUGAGCUCAAGGCAAAGCUGAUGGUCGACAUGAGCGCGUGGAAGGACUCGGUGGGACAGUAUGAGGAUGCUGAGGCAAAGAGGGAUGUCAAUGGGGGCGGGGAAGCAAGCGCUGCGCCUGUGAAGAAGGCAAUCCAAGGAGGGCAUGUUGGGGAUGACGGUCAGGAUGAGGACGAAGAUGAGGAGGACGACGAGGAGGAAGACGAUGAAGAAUAAAGCGCCAAUGGGGGGCGCACGGAGCCAAGUCUGACAAUCUGCGCUCGCGGAUAUCAUUGUACCAUAUCGCAUUCAUCACAC
Molecule: messenger RNA, 701 nt
Organism: Jaminaea rosea
Lineage: Eukaryota; Fungi; Basidiomycota; Exobasidiomycetes; Microstromatales
Exons: 1
Coding region: 201-620 (139 amino acids)
Source: RefSeq, a predicted model, not a curated record